AUGGAGGAAGAGAAGAAGCCCAUGGAGAAAGCAGCAGAUGAUGGAUCGCCUAUCUAUGUCGAGACCAUCUACAUGCCUUCAAAAGCCAUGGUGGAAGCCACGGAGGCAGCGGAGAAGGAAUGCCAGCUGGGAGCCAGGCGCAAAGCUCAUUUCUUUGCUUGCUCAGGAUUACCAUCCACAAAGAAGCUAGUGAAGAUCUUGCUGAAAGCUGUCAUUGGGUUCAGCCUAAGAUUGUUGACCCAGCCUCCCCUUUCUCCAGUAGUGAUACAAGGAGAAACUCACUAUGAAGUGAAGAAAAAUUUAGCCUCUAGAUUAUAUAGAGAACUAUAUCUCUUUUAUAUUUUACAGGUAUGGUUUAAAAACCGCAGAGCCAAAUGGAGGAAGCGGGAAAGAAAUCAACAGGCAGAACUUUGUAAGAAUAGUUUUGGAGCUCAGUUCAAUGGACUGAUGCAACCUUAUGAUGAGAUGUAUAGUAGUUAUUCCUAUAAUAACUGGGCUACCAAAGGACUUACUGCCGGCACUCUAUCAGCAAAGAGCUUCCCAUUCUUCAACUCCAUGAAUGUCAAUGCCCUUUCUUCCCAGCCCAUGUUCUCAACAUCCAGUUCUAUAGGGUCUAUGUCUGUACCUUCCUCAAUGGUUCCUUCAACAGUGACUGGUGUGCCAGGCUCAAGCCUUAACAAUCUUAACAGCCCUGGUCUUAACUCUGCAGUUCCAUCUAGUACCUGUCCCUAUGCAUCCACAGCCAAUCCUUACAUGUAUAGGGAUACCUGUAACUCAAGCCUGGCUAGCUUGCGAUUGAAGGCAAAACAGCAUGCCAACUUCACCUAUCCAGGAGUGCAGACAGCACCCUCCAGCCUCAGCCCAUGCCAGUAUGCUGUGGAUAGGUCAGUAUGAGGAUCUCCACUGCUAAUUAUGAACUAUCAGCAGAACCUUUCCCCUGCAGAGGAAUUCCAGAAAAGUUGCAUUUAUAAUACUGUUACAAAUGUUUUACUAUCAUUUUUGUAAAGUAUAUAUUUUUACUCACUGAACAUACAUUUCAGACAGAGGAAUUUUUUGCCAAGCUUUGAAUUUUCAUCCGGUGGUAACAACAUACCCAGGGAAAUGGUUGACACUGCUCAUAAUUUAUGGUUGCAAUUUGUGCUUUAUACACCCAACUUCUGCUUACAUAAGGAAGUCUAGAUUCUGUACUUGAAGUACCAGGUUUGGAUUUACUGUAUGUAUAUUUCAUAAAAGCUUGUCAUGAAAUGCCCUGGGUAAAACUUUUGGUUUCCUUUUUAAAAAAUAGCAUAUCAUAACAAAAGAUUGCCAAAAGUAAUUUGAUAGAAGGAAAUUUAUGUGCAGACAUGCCAUGAGUUAUGUGGAAGAUCUAGGACAAAGAAACUUAUAGAUGUGCUCCUAUGUAUCUCUGGCUACCAUGACUGAAAUAGAAGCUAUCAAUUUGUUAUCAAAAGAGCACUGAUAUCUGGAGAAAAUAGACAAGUCAUCAAACUUGGAACAAAACCACUUGGUGAUAUAAUAGUAUUAACUACAGGAUACUUAUUUAAAUGUAUAAAACCAAUAGGUAUGUGGACUAUAUUUCAUUUCCCUGUGCAAUUUUAUUUUCUACCAAGCAGGAAAUAUUAUUUAGGAGCUAUGGUGGUGCAGUGGUUAGAAUGCAGUAUUGCAAGCUGCCCGCUGCCAGUAGUUCAAUUCUGAGUGGCUCUAGGUUGAAUUAGCCUUCCAUCUUUCCGAGAUCAGUAAAACGAGGACCCAGGUUAUUGGGGAAAAAUACUGAAUGCUGUAAAGCACUAUGAAGUGGUACAUAAGACUAAGUACUAUUGCUAUUAUAAACACAUUUUGCAAUGACUUAAGUUCCCAAAGACAAACAAGAAAAAUGCCCCAAGCAUCUCAUGCACUUGUGAUUAUUGCAUAAGCAACAAGCACUCCUUGUAUGCAACAUUCCCUAACUUCUAGAAAAAAUUAGGUCUGCAACUGAAUAGAAAUAAUCCAUUGAAUUGAUUCUCUUAUCCUUGACCACAUGCAGGCAACAACUUCCAAUUAUUAGUUUCCAGGACAAUCCUGACAACCAUUUUUUCACUGUUCUUAAUUUCAUUGAGCUUACAAAAGUAGUACAUGUGCCUCUGAAUCAUACCAAUGUUUCUGCAAUAAUCUGCCACAAGCCAAGUAUAGUAUAGAAAGAGCUUUAAGAACGUCACUUUAUCUCAUCCCCAAGUUUGUCCACCAGAAUUCCUGAACUUUUCAGAGCUCAGAAAUGUACAAAUCAAAAUUUAUAGAUGCUAACCAGGACCAACAAAACUGCAGCCUACUGUAGUAAGAAUGUAUUGUGGGAAGAGGUGAAGGAAGGCAUGCUCAUCUACAGUAGCUUCCUUUUACUUGACCUUAUUGUAACUUAUCUCGAGUGGCAAACUGAGAAGUGGGUGGGUACCAUUUCAUGUUUGGUUUUUGGGUUUUGUUUUGUUUUUUGCUACUCCAAUAUCCCAUUAAACAACUCAAGAUGAAUGAUCCUAAAAAAC
Molecule: messenger RNA, 2513 nt
Organism: Thamnophis sirtalis
Lineage: Eukaryota; Metazoa; Chordata; Lepidosauria; Squamata; Natricidae
Source: RefSeq, a predicted model, not a curated record